Marmota flaviventris (yellow-bellied marmot) is the source of this 1086-nucleotide messenger RNA. RefSeq names its product upstream-binding factor 1-like protein 1. NCBI's taxonomy places the organism in Eukaryota, Metazoa, Chordata, Mammalia, Rodentia, Sciuridae. The record is from RefSeq and is a predicted model, not a curated record.
CUCAAAAUGGCAUCAUACCACAGCCAAGACUGCUGGUCAGACAAAAACAUUCUGAAGUUACUGGAAAAUAUAGAGAAUAAUGUUCAAUGCAAUGAUAAUGAAACAUUCAAGACAACCCUUUCAAAUAUGGACUGGGAAAAAAUAGCUUUUAAGCAUUUCUCUGCAGAAAUGUGCAAAGGCAAGUGGUUAGAGAUUUCUCGUAAAUUGAGGAAGUUACGUACAUUGAAAGAAUUAGUUCUGGAAGCCAAAGAAUGUGUUAAAAUUCCCACAAAAUGCAAAAAAUAUGACAAACAUCCAGACUUCCCAAAAAAACCCCUGACUGCUUACAUCCGCUUCUACAAGGAGAAUUGGGCUGAGUAUUCCCAAGAGCACCCUGAGCUGAACAACAAGGAGUUGACCAAGAUCCUGACUGAGAAAUACAAGCAGCUGCCAGAAGAAACAAAGCAGAAAUAUAUUGAGGAUUUUCAGAAGGAGAAACGGGAAUUUGAAGAAAAACUGGCAUGUUUCAAAGAAAAUCACCCUGAUCUAGCUCAGGUCUCCAAAACAUCUGAUGUCUAUAAGAGGUGCCAAACCAAAGCCAGAAAGAAGUUACAAGGAAAUGUAAAAAUUGUGACAUCUCUAACAGAAACUGAUGGAUUUUCUGAGAAGGUGAAAUUUCAUGGAGAGCCCAAGAAGCCUCCCAUGAAUGGAUAUCACAAAUUUCAUCAAGAUUCAUGGUCUAGUAGGGAGCUGCAACAUUUGCCCCUGAGGGAGCGUAUGGUAGAGAUUGGGAGGCGCUGGCAGCAUGUCCCACAGAGCAUGAAGGAACAAUAUACAAGACAGGCUGAGGAGUUGCAGAAACAGUACAGGGUGGACCUGGACCUCUGGCUCAUGAGUUUGUCACCAAAGGAGUAUGCCUCCUACAAAGAGACUAGCUAUGGGAAGCGUAAAAACAUAACCAAAGCAGGAGGCCCAAACCCCAAGUUCAAACGAAUAGACCAACAGUCCCCAUCAGCUGAAAGUCUGCAAGAAGGCCUUGAAAAGAAGCAGGGACUGAUGUCUCCAGGGAGGGACUCACCCAACACUGCUCAGAUGGAAAUCAACUAA